This is a messenger RNA of Nothobranchius furzeri (turquoise killifish), 834 nucleotides long. NCBI's taxonomy places the organism in Eukaryota, Metazoa, Chordata, Actinopteri, Cyprinodontiformes, Nothobranchiidae. The record is from RefSeq and is a predicted model, not a curated record.
UCAGCUGCAGCUGCAGAUCUGACUGUUUAGAUCAGCAUCCCUCCAAGCGAUGGAAGAAAUUUACAUCAAUGUUGAAUAUCCAAAACCCAUCUCACAAACUCCUGCAGAACAUCAAGGAUCAACCAGCUCUAAGAAGAUGCACCAUGUGGGUGUCCUUAUGGGACUCCUGAAUGUUUUACUGCUGAUUGGACUCAUCGUCCUUGGUGUCCGCUCUCAUGAUUUGACAUCAGACUUCUCUACCAUCCACGACAAUCUGACUGAAAGUCUUCAAGCCAGUAAUGACCAACUUGACUUCAUGACUGAAGAGAGAAAUGUGCUGAACACAAACCUGACUGAAAUGAGCAAAGAGCUCAACAGACUUCAAGUAUUGCUCAAAGAAAAGAUUGGAUGUCCUAGAGGAUGGACAGUGUUCACUGGUUCUUGUUACCUCUUAUCUACAAAAUCUGGUUCCUGGGAUGAAGGCAGAGAGGAUUGCAGGAACCAAGGAGCUGAUCUGGCAGUGAUUGAAAAUGAUGAUGAACAGGCAUUUCUUUCCACUGUCAACAAGAACGAUGCUUGGAUUGGUUUGACUGAUAAAGAAACUGAGGGGCUCUGGCAGUGGGUGGAUGGAUCUCCUCUGCAUCUUCAGUACGUUUUUGCUUUUAUACUCUGUGCUGAAAACAAUUCAUUAUUUACUGUGUAAAAUAAAUAUUGACAUGUACAAAAUGCUCUAAACAAAAAUGCUUUCAAUUCAGUGUCAAACAUGACCUCUGAAUUAUCUAUUCUGAUGACUCCAAUUGCUUUAGCCCUCCCACUGUCCUAAUGGGUGUGACCCCGUGAGGAAAGUUGACCACU